GCGGAGAUGUCAACAAAAAUAAAUGGAAAACAAGCAACCUUACAAGAAACAGAAGCAGCAAAGAGUGCUUUCAGAUAAUUAUCUUCAUAAAGUUGCUUCUAUAGGUGUUUGGGAGAAACGCUCAUCCAGUGAAAACCAUCCAUUUAGGUUUAGCAUUGAAGAUCAAAAAGAAUUAAAGGGUGUCUUUCAAGUGAUAGAAUUACCGGAGGGAGACAGCUGCUCAGAUCUGUCAGGUGAAAAAGGAAAGGUGGACUUGAGAUUAUCAGAGCUAAAAGUGCCAUUUCUAAGAGAGAAUUUUAUCGAUGCAAAAUGUGUUCCAAUGGAAAUGGAGCUUCAAACUCCAAAAGAAGUUUGUAAUGGAGAAUCUGGAGGAGGAAUUAUGGAUUCAAAGGAGGAUUAUUUCCAAAACAAUGUUCAAGUUGCCCUCUCUUGCUUGCCAUCAGGAUGUGUUGGUUUCUCAAACUCAAUCUUAUCGUGUGCUUCUGGUCGUGUAAGCACUGAGUCAUGGCCUCAUGAACUUGAUUGUUUUUCUACGGUUCCAAAAUUGAAAUCAAAUUUUGAAGCAUUCCCUUUCUAUGGGAAGAUUGUUGUUUUGAAACCAAACCCUGGGAAGGCAGAGGAUGCUGCAAAGUUUUCCCCUUUAUCUACCUCUUUUGGUGAUUUUCAUUUUGGUGAUAGGAAAGGUAGAGGGUUGCACUGUCAUGAUAAAGGAAAGAACUUGGUCAAUGACAUGAAACCUGUGCAGAAAUGGUCCUCAAUCUACUACCCAGGCAGGUCGUAUAUGGCUGAGACGGCAAAGAAGCAAAUCUCAGAAAGAUGGAGGAUGACUAAAGAGUUUCAAGAUGGACUGGAUAGUGGGAAUAGGGGCAGAAGCAGAACCCUUGGUGAGAUGCUUGCCAUGUCAGACUAUGAAUCUAACCCAGAACACUCAUAUGAUAAGCUGGGUGAGCAGAGAUUGGGCAACAGAAGCAACCCCAAUGAUAAAUGUAGGUACUUGCAUAGGCAUGAUAAUCUGUGCAUGACCAUGACACCGAGGUUUGCCAUUAAUUGGGCAAGUCAGAAUAUAAGAAAGCAAAACUUUAGUGCUAAAAAUUGCUCGAAAACUAGAAACUCAGGAUCCGGCUGCAUGCAGUCUCAGGGUGUUCCUUAUUUGGAACCAGAAAAUAAGCACUUGAUUGAUGGAAACUAUGUCAUCCAGAACAAGGUGAAGAACAGCAUUGAGAAGAACGAUCUAUCUGGACAACAUUCAGUGGCCUCUGAGUUAUCAAGGCAUGAUGUUCUUUUCUCUUCUAAUCAUGUCACACGUGAAGCUUGGCUAAUGCAUAAGGAUCAAAAGAACGAAAUCAACGAUGGAAAUCUGUCCGGGCAGAAUUCUGUGGUAUCUAAGUCAUUCAUAAGUAAUUGUGCGUCCGGGCAUAUGGUUUCUGACAAGGUGGCUGAUGAAAACAUGGUUGUGGACAAGUCUUCCGGAAAUCAUAAUGAGCAUAAUUCUUAUGUCUUGGAAACUUCAAGUCAACGGGGAGUGGGUUGGGGUGCAGGGAGUACAACCAUGGUUGGAUUCUUGGAGCUGUGGACAUUGCUGGUUAACCAGGAAAAGGAAGCAAGGAAUCUCAGAAACUGAUAAUAAUGACACUUCUAUUUG
Rubroshorea leprosula is the source of this 1642-nucleotide messenger RNA. Lineage: Eukaryota; Viridiplantae; Streptophyta; Magnoliopsida; Malvales; Dipterocarpaceae. The record is from the annotation of a GenBank genome assembly.